Molecule: messenger RNA, 1206 nt
Organism: Chenopodium quinoa (quinoa)
Lineage: Eukaryota; Viridiplantae; Streptophyta; Magnoliopsida; Caryophyllales; Amaranthaceae
Product: putative F-box protein At2g02890
Exons: 1
Coding region: 1-1206 (401 amino acids)
Molecular function (GO): protein binding
Source: RefSeq, a predicted model, not a curated record
AUGGCAAACGAGAGUUGUAUAGAAUUACAACUGGAAAAUCUAACCGAUGAGAUGUUAAUUGAAGUUCUUAUCCGACUACCAUGGCAAUCAACCCGUCGAUUUAUGUGCGUCUCUAAGCGUUGGAUGUCAUUGAUAUCGAAUCCAUACUUUGUGGACCGGUUUCGCCAUCAUAAUAAUAAUGGCAAGGUUAAUAAUAAUAAUAACUUGCUUGUACUUGUUACAGGAACUAGGAAAGAAAUGUAUGGUGAAAAAUUCAUCACUAAAAUACAAAAAGUUUUUCCUAGUUCGAAAUCUACUCUUAAAGACUCGAUUCCAAUUUCAUUCGAUUUCUUACACAAGAAAGUCGGGGUAUUUAAUUUGUUAAGUGUGUCGAAAGACUUGUAUUUGAUCCAUGACACGAAACUUAAUCUUUUGGUAUGUAAUCCCUCGACAAAGCAGUUGUCAUUGGAACUUCCUCGUCGAUGGCACUUCGAUGAAAUAGCUUCUUUUAUUGGCAUCCUUUGUAGCGAGGAUGAUCCAUCGAUAUACAAAGUGGUUAUUGGUCGAUUUGAUGAUAUCGAAAACAUUCAAAUCAAAUUCGAUAUCUUCUCAUCUGAUAGUGGCUGUUGGAGUACCUUUGUGGUUCCGGUCCCCUCAAACUAUAAUCGAGUAACUUUUACUCGUAGUAAUCAACCUGCUGUGAUAUGUAACGGAAAGUUGCAUUGGGCAUACAGCACGCUUAGUGUAGUCGUAUACGAUCCUUUCGACAAGCCUGAUCAAUGCGACUUCAUCAAAUUUCCAGAGGAAUUUGAUGAUGAGGAUGAUUUUAUACUCUUCUGUGACAACUUUCGCCUAAGCAAUGUACAAGGGUGCAUACGAAUAUACAACAAACGCGUUUAUGAUAGAGAUCCAAUCGCAAUACUUACCUUUUGGGAGUAUAAUAACAAUGCUUGGAACGUAAAAAAGUUCAAUCUUAGUAGUGUUGAUCUUGGUAGUAUGGCCGCUGUUUCCUCUUGUUAUAGGAAGUAUAGUAUGAAAAUUAAAGGUUUUGAUCCUUUCAACGGAGAUAUUGUCUAUGCACACGCUUUAACAUCAGGCCAAUUUCUUGCAAUAGACAUGAAAGCUUUAACGGCACAUACUAUUGACGAUUUAAGUUUAAGUAGUCCAUUUCCUUUGAUCAUGAACUUAUUUCCUUAUUCCCAACUCCCAUGGCCAACUCCGAUUUAG